Trypanosoma brucei brucei TREU927 is the source of this 465-nucleotide messenger RNA. RefSeq lists its product as hypothetical. Lineage: Eukaryota; Euglenozoa; Kinetoplastea; Trypanosomatida; Trypanosomatidae. Bases 1 to 465 code for a protein of 154 amino acids. The transcript has a single exon. The record is from RefSeq and is a predicted model, not a curated record.
AUGCAACAGAUAUUGGGGCCUCUGUGGACCCGUUUUCUUUUUUUUUUUUUCAACCCUACCAUUGGGUUCCUCCCCCUUUUCGCCUCUCUGAUACGCCCACUUCAUUCCUCGUUUGAUGUACUGGACCACCUUCCCCACGAUCAACUGCCUCCGCUUGCAGGACACCAUCGCUCUGAAAUAUCUCAUCUUCGCCACCUUUUGUUCCGUUUAAGGGCAGUAUCGGGUCAACCGCUGUUGAAAUAUAGGUACUGGUGCUUUGCGUGGUUGGUGGGGAGGGAGGGGGUUUCUAUCGAUAACAUUUGGCAGGCAGAAAACUGGUUUGCAUUCCUCCUUGCGAGUGAACUAAAGGCAAGCGGCUGGUACAGCCUAGAGAAUCAUGAUAGGGUAGUUUCUAUACAUCCACAACCGCUGUCCCCUAGAGGAUCUCCUCUUCUCCCUCUAGAGUUGAGGUAUCCAUGUCCCUGA